Messenger RNA from Medicago truncatula (barrel medic), 1440 nucleotides. Its product is annotated as UDP-glycosyltransferase 84B2. The record is from RefSeq and is a predicted model, not a curated record. NCBI's taxonomy places the organism in Eukaryota, Viridiplantae, Streptophyta, Magnoliopsida, Fabales, Fabaceae. The transcript has a single exon. Bases 1 to 1440 code for a protein of 479 amino acids. Gene Ontology annotation, molecular function: quercetin 3-O-glucosyltransferase activity; abscisic acid glucosyltransferase activity; quercetin 7-O-glucosyltransferase activity.
AUGGCCACAAAGGAAGAAGUGAGUGUGAUGAUUGUGUCCAAUGCUGCACAAGGACACAUUAAUCCUACCCUAAGAUUUGCCAACCGUCUUAUUUCAAAAAAUGUUCAUGUCACCAUAGUCACAACCGAAUUGGUCCAAAACCGUAUUCUUAAUGCCCACAAUGUCCCCUCAACUACCUUAAACCAACAACCUUCCCAAAACAAACAAAUCCAAUUUGAGUUUUUCUCUGAUGGCCUUAGCCUCGAUUUUGAUCGUGAGAAAAACAGUGAAACCUUUAUCAAUUCCAUGAAAACAAUUGGUGCCAAAAAUAUGUCAACACUCAUAACAAACCUUGCCAAAGUACGUGACUAUUAUUGCAUAAUUGUUGAUCCUGUUUUGUUGACAAAUAUUGAAAAUGUUUCUAAUGAACUUAACAUACCCGUUGCAUUUCUUUGGAUGCAACCUUGUGCUACAUUUUCUAUUUCUUAUCGUUACUUUAGGAAUGUUAAUUCAUUUCCUGAUUUGAAUAACCCUAAUGAGAUAGUUCAAUUACCUGGACUUCCUUUGCUGAAGGUAAGAGAUUUUCCUACUUAUAUGCUUCCUUCAUUUCCUCCACAUUGUAGACAAAUUAUGGUUGAUAUGUGUCAAGCUUGUGACACUAAUGUGAAAUGGGUUAUAGCUAAUACAGUCUAUGAAUGGGAAGUAGAGGGUGUGAAAUCAAUGUCCUCUUUAUCUCCCGUUUACACAGUUGGACCGUUGGUUUCGGAUUUUAUGAUCGGAAAAAAUGAUGUUACUAAUAAUAAUAUGAUUAACAUGUGGAAUGUUGAAGAUUCAUGUAUCGAUUGGCUCGACAAUAAGCCAAAUUCAUCUGUUAUUUAUAUUGCAUUUGGUAGUAUAGUUGUGUUGACACAAAAAGAGGUUGAUAAUAUAGCUAAUGCUUUGAAGAAUAGCAAAAAAUCAUUUUUGUGGGUUAUUAAGCCUACAUUGAAAGGUUCUGAAAAUGAUGCUACGGAAUUUCCAAAAGGGUUUUUGGAAGAAACAAAAGGAAGAGGUUUGGUUGUAACAUGGUGUAAUCAAGAGAAGGUUUUAAGCCACCCUGCAGUGGCUUGUUUUUUGUCUCAUUGUGGUUGGAGUUCAAUGAUUGAGAGUGUAACUGCUGGUGUGCCAGUUAUUGGUUAUCCAUAUUGGUUGGAUCAACCAACUAUUGCUAAGAUUAUAGUGAAACAAUUUGAUAAUGGGGUGAUAUUGAAUUAUGAGGUAAAUGAGGUGCCUAGUGUUGAAGAGAUAGAGAGGUGCAUUAAGGAAGUGAUGGAGGGGCAAGAAGCUAAGGAGAUUAAGAAGAGGGCAUUGGAUUUGAAAGGUAGUGUGAAAAAAGCAUUAGAGGAAGGUGGUUCUUCUGAUAAGAGUAUUGAUCAAUUUAUCAAUGAUGUUGUUGAUGCUCACAAUUUAGCUAAAGCUUGA